Messenger RNA from Mytilinidion resinicola, 2115 nucleotides. Its product is annotated as FAD binding domain protein. NCBI's taxonomy places the organism in Eukaryota, Fungi, Ascomycota, Dothideomycetes, Mytilinidiales, Mytilinidiaceae. The record is from RefSeq and is a predicted model, not a curated record. The transcript is spliced from 5 exons. Gene Ontology annotation, molecular function: monooxygenase activity; FAD binding; lyase activity. The coding region runs from base 1 to 2115 and encodes 704 amino acids.
AUGGAAUCGGCGUCAGCUAAGGGAGAUUAUUUGAAUAUCUUGAUAGUUGGGGCUGGGAUUGGAGGCUUGACGGCAGCAAUCGCGCUGCGAAAACAGGGCCAUGAUGUUCAGGUAUUUGAACAGUCAGCUCUUGCACGCGAGACUGGAGCAGCAAUCCAUCUGGCUCCAAACGCUAAUGGUAUUCUGCGGCGACUGGGGAUUUUCGCCGAGACGUUCGGCGCGAACCCCAUGGAAAGAGUAAUGAAGUACUCUGCAACAGGAGAUACGGAGAGGUCGAUGGACCUUAGAGAGACGAACAAGAUGAGCAGCCAGUCAUUCUUACUGACUUGUCUCCAGCCUUGGUUACUUGCUCACCGUAUCGAGUUGCACAAUCAACUGAAAUCUGCCGCAACAAAUCCACACGCGACGGGGAAGCCAGUGACAUUACGCUUGUCCAGUAAAGUCAUUGACAUUCAACCGACUACCGCGAGCAUCACGCUCGAGGACGGAAGCCAGUUCCACGGUGAUGUGGUCCUAGGAGCAGAUGGUGUGCAUUCUGUUGCAAGGAAGCAAGUCCCAGGAGGCAACGUCGAGCCAUUCUCCUGUGGUAAGAGUGCCUAUCGAUUUCUGGUGCCCAAGAAGGCUGCGCAAGCAGAUCCAGCAACACGGCAGUUUGUCGAGACGCCCGGAGAGCUGUCGAUCUGGUAUGCAGAAGACCGCCGAAUCAUCAUGUACCCAACUUCGAAGAACAGCGUGCUGAAUUUCGUAUGCGUCCAUCCGGAGUCGGAGUCGGCGGCUGAGUCUGGCGACGGAUGGGAUCAGACGGGCGACCGUGAUAGGAUGCUGCAAAUCUACAGCUCAUUUGACCCAGCCGUACGAGCGCUCAUUGGCAAGGUUGAUCCAAAGACGGUCAAUGUGUGGACCCUGCUCGACAUGAAAGUUAUUCCAAGCUGGACGUACGAGCGCUUGGCUCUUCUGGGAGAUGCGGCACACCCAUUCUUACCCCAUCAGGGCCAAGGCGCAGGUGUUGCCAUCGAAGAUGCGGCCUCCUUGGCAGUUCUUUUCCCUCACGGCACUCCGCGGGAGGAAGUAGCCGACAGGCUGAAGCUCUAUCGGGAAAUCCGGUAUGAGCGAGCAAAUCGGAUCCAGGAAUUCUCGCGCAUGAUUGGGGAGAGCCGAGGAAAGAACAAGUUGGACAUGUACGGAUUCUCGCACUACAACUUUGGCCAUGAUGAAUGGGACAACUCAACGCAGAAACUCCGAGAGUGGACAUGGAAGAGGAACGCUGACGUCUAUUGGCGCAUGCCAAUAGCAUUCGGCCCCAUGCCAGGACCACGGCAGACCGUUUAUGGGGUCGCCAGGGACAGUACGCAGUCCACAUUCACAACAGCGUCUAUUAAGUUCAAGACAUCGCGAACUUUACUUCAAAACCUCUUUCCUCCCGGCCGCUCUGGAUGGAGUUUCAAGUCUCCUGGCACCGUAGCCUACGCGUCCAUCUCACAAACGACGCUAAACAAGAUGGAGUGGCUUGGUGGUUCAGGAUACAAGCACAUCGGUCUCUACAUCCAUGGUGUUGAGUAUGAAAAAAAGAACAAAGAAACUAUUAGCGGCUCGUACCUGCCGCUUCUUUUCGAAUCCUUGACUGACCCGAUUGUAUCCGGGCGAGAAGAGCUAGGAAUGCCAAAGCUGUACACAUCAGUAGAUGUGCACCGAAGGCAGACCUCGUAUCGGAUUAAGACCGGAUGGGAAGGGGCAACAUGGGGAGAGUUCAACUUGGAGGGACUACAAGAGGUAGAUUCGUCUUCGGAGAGUGGAGCGAUCAGUGGUGAGCGUGAUGACGGCAUCCUCGCAUACCGCUACAUGCCAACAGUUGGUCGGGAGAACAAAGGCAAGCCUGCCGAAGAGUACACAGUCUUCGAUGCAUCGAACGAUGUCACACCAAAACCCAAGCCUCAGCGAUUCUUCAAGGCGGCGAAGGCGACUUUCAAGAUAGAUGCACUGGAUUGGGAGGCACUGCCUACACUGCAUCAUAUAAUUUCUCGGCUGCAAGAGUUGCCCGUAUACGAAAUUGUUGGAGCGAAGGUAGUAGAGGGAGUGGGUGUUCCUGACGUCUCCACUGCUCGUCCCGUGGAAUGA